Varroa destructor (honeybee mite) is the source of this 2628-nucleotide messenger RNA. RefSeq lists its product as uncharacterized. NCBI's taxonomy places the organism in Eukaryota, Metazoa, Arthropoda, Arachnida, Mesostigmata, Varroidae. The record is from RefSeq and is a predicted model, not a curated record.
AUGACACUGCUGCAACGUUAAAAGAGAGAGUUCCUCAAGCAUUUUUUUUAAAAAAGCGUCUGCAAGUCUGUUUUGUUGACAUUGACCCGUUUCAUCUGUAAACCCAUAUGGCGGGCUCGCUGAAGUAAAUAUUGUUUAAGCUCCAUCCUUUCUGUAUUUACCAGAAACCCAUCGAAAUUUCGUACGGUGGACGAAGUGGUACGAACUCAUUCCAGGUUAUCGUCAUCAGCUGACGGGAACUUUUCGCCAAUAAAAGGCCUCAAGAGGAGCUGUCCGUCCCUCAUCCGACAGGCCUCUGCUAUUUUGUUUAGCAUCGCUUCAAGGACCUAGCAGGGUAGGGGACUCAAUGUGAAUAAACUGGAAGGACCGAGCAGGAGAAGGGAUUUGACAAUAUUAUUCACCAUGGUCUUUCCCAUUGUGCGAGUUUUUACUGGAAGGUCGACGUAUGUCUAGGCCCAGAUUAAAAAGUAGGCCACAUCAUGUGCCUCUAAGUUAAGUAGAAAAGCAAAGGACUACUGCACCUACACGGAGAGAAGUUAUUAACCUAUUAGUGUAUGCUAGCCGCCAUGUCAGUAGUAUCAGAAGGAAGCGUUCAUGAUGGCAGCAACUCUCUACAAGCGGUUGCGUCGCGUUCCUUACUUGAAAUGAAAGGCUCGUUUAGGACCGCUACCCAUACUAAAGAAUCUGUCGCGAAUGGACUGUUCUUAAACCUGCUCUAUCAUCGCCCAAGCACUGACAGCGACGUCGACCACCGAAGAGGAAAGAAGCAACUGAUUAUUGAGGCUUUGACGCACCUCGUUCUCGAUGUCUGCUACGUGAAGCUGUCUCAGACAGCUCAAGAUACGCUUAUAGCGCUGUACGAUUCGACUGACGAUCUGACUUUGCUCGCACUAGCUAACCUCGCAACAGCAGGUGGUAUCCAGUUGCCGAAAAUUUUGGAGCAGUCCGUGGUCGAAUUAAUGGAAACCGUGGAUACGGGUGCCACUACAGACGAACUGCAGCUGCUUUCGGCAUCUAUUGUAAUGGGCAGGGCCAUCGAUUCCGCAACGCGAGAGCUAACUACUCUUCUUACGCAUGCGUGUAGUUUACUGGUGAAAGAUAACGUAAACAAGGAAACUCCGCUACACCUGCCAGCAUUAUUAUGUUUAAGGUCCUAUCUGCACAAUGCAAGAGUGCUUGGGGAUGUACUUCCUCCAGAAAUAUUGACUGGGUCCGGCCUUGUGGAAAAAUUCCAUCAAAAGAUAAUAAAGCACAGGCCAGCCUUUCUGAGUCGUGAGGUUGUUUCGUUUAUGAAAGUUGUCUCAUCGUUGCCGUAUGCUAAUAUCAUUCGGCAACUCUUCAAAGACGCAAGCCGUGAUGAUGCCACUUUUAGAAGUAUUCUUCAGAUGACUGCAGUGAAAUUUCCUGCGGACACUCUUGAGAUAUAUGGCAAAGUGUUUUCCAUCAGUCCCAAGGAGGCCAUCCCUUUGCACUUGCUGACAUCAAUCGUUGACACUCUGAUCGAGUCCCGUGGUAACGAAAUCAUCACGGAAAUUAUACGGUUUUGUUUCUCAUGCUUAGAAACAUCCGCGUUACUGGUAGAAUUUUUUGGCUGUUAUAAAAAUGAGGAAACCGAAACAGAGCAAUUUCAGAAGUACGUCCCACUCAUUGAGGUUUAUCGAAGUCUGAAAGAGGCUCAUAAGCCAGCCAUUAUAUGGCCCGCAGCUGCUCUUCGGUUCAUUCGACACCCACUUGUUGAAGAGGCAUUGGCCGAUGGCAGUCUUCAUCAUUACAUUGAAUACGCUCUUCAAGGUGACUCCGCGGAAGACAAAAUAGUCGCUCUGCUGCUCCUUUGUCCUCAACAGCAAUCGCUUCGACUACCGGUAAACAGUAAAAUAAUAUCCGCAGAACCGCCGGUACCUGAAGGUGCCUCGUGUGCCAAUUGCAUCAUGGCCGAGGCUAAGUUUAAUGCAUCUGAGGCUGCACGGGAUGCUGCCACGCGCAGUUUGACAUCUGCAUUAAUCCGGCUACGCGAUCAGGAAGAGGCCGUAUCAAAAAUGCGAGCACAAGUUGCCAAGGAAGCGCUUGAAAGCAGCCGGAGGAUCGCUGAGGCGAAGGUUUUGCAGACCCAAAUCUGUGUUACUGAAAAACGUGUCACAGAGCUGAGGAACGAACUCGAACAAUGCGAGGGCCGGCUGACUGCUGCUGUUAGUGAGACAGCGGAACUAAAAACGCGAAAUGAGGAGACAAUGACAGCCCUGAAACAAACACGCCGGGAUGUGGAAAAAUUACGCUCUGAAGGAGAUAAAAAGCGAACGGAAUGCCAAAAUCUUCAACGGGAGUUGGUGACGACAAGAGAGCAGCUUACGAUCGCAAAGAAGAAAAUAGAUGAUCUCGAAGUAUUCAAGGAGAAGCUUAAUUGCCUUAUGGGUUCAUUUCCAUCGAAAUAGUUUUCGUCUGAGCACAACUCUAUGAAUAAGGCUUUCGUAUAUAAUAUAUAUAUAUAUAUAUAUUAUAUAUAUAUAUAAGAAAUAUUCAUAAUCGGAGCAAAACACAAUGAAAAAUUGUAUAAUUAAAACGGAAGAAUAUAAGUGCUCAAUUUUGUAUUACAAUAUAUAGCGAGAUUGUGUAGAUCACUAUUGGUUGAAU